AUGGAGCUCCAGGCAGGCGAAACGAAGCAGAGAAAAUCCGCGAAGAAGAAGACCAAAUCACCCGAAGCAGCAGGAGUAGCGGCGUCUCUGGUUGUAGAGGAUUCAGUAGCUGCUGCAGCUGGAGGGGUAUCGGCAGAGGUCACAGCAGGAGAAGAAUCAGCAACUUUUACAGCUGAAGCGGCGUCAGAUGCUGUAUUGGCCCGCAGGGUGGAUGUGCUGAAUGGUGGUCCAGGUGAGCUGAAUGGUGGUCCAGGUGAGCUGAAUGGUGGUCCAGGUGAGCUGAAUGGUGGUCCAGGUGAGCUGAAUGGUGGUCCAGGUGAGCUGAAUGGUGGUCCAGGUGAGCUGAAUGGUGGUCCAGGUGAGCUGAAUGGUGGUCCAGGUGAGCUGAAUGGUGGUCCAGGUGAGCUGAAUGGUGGUCCAGGUGAGCUGAAUGGUGGUUUAGGUGAGCUGAAUGGUGGUCCAGGUGAGCUGAACCAGCGGGUAAGCAAGCUGAGUGGGCAAGAAGAGCGGCAGACGAGGCAAGUAGACAGGUGGAGUAGGCAGGCAGCUGAGGUGGUUGACCGAGUGGCUGAGCCGGGGGAACAGGCAUGCGCGGUGAAUGCGCUGGAAGGAGAGUGGACUCGGCAGGUUGAUGGGGAGGACAGUGGGGAGUCUGAGCGCUGGGGAACGCAGCAACCGCUGGGGCUGGUCGAGAGGGGGUCGCCUAGAUGUGAUGAUGAUGUGGUGGGAGCUGCGAGCGUGGAGUCGAUUCAGAAUGGAUACUUAGACACGGGCCUGGGUGCUGCUGAGGGUCUGGGGGGCGGUGGUGGUGGAGCAACAGAUAGGGCAGAAGCGAUGCAUGCAAAGGCAAAGGCGGAGGAGGCAGCAGAAGAUGCUGAAACCGAAGCAGCAGAAAGUGCAGUGGGGCGAACAGCAGACGUUACUGUGGACGGUGCAGCAGCAGAUGGUACGGCAGUGAGAGAAGCAAUUGUAUCACUAGGGAGAAAGGCAACAGAGGCAGACACGUGUGAAGCAGGCACAGCAGAUGAAUCCAAGGCAGGAGCAGAAGAAACAGCAGCAGACGGUGAUGCAGGAGCGGAAGCAGGUUCUCAAUCAGAUGCAGGCACAGAGGGAGAAGCAGAGGCAGGUGACGAAGCUGAGACUGCGAGUGGUGCGCCCUGUUCCCCGUCCCCCUCUCGGCAGCGAGCCGCCACCGGAAGCUUCCGUGAUUUCCUGGACUCCCCACCUGCACACGGGGGAGCAGGGGCAAGGGGGUCAGCAGGGCCACCAGGGCCAGCAGGGGCAGCAGGAGCAGCAGGGGCAGCAGGGGCAGCAGGGGCAGCAGGUGCAGGAGAGUCUCAGCGCGGGGGGCAUGGCCCUGAUGCAGAGUCUCCUGAGAGGCAGGGGUCUCUGGACUUUGCAGCUGCGCGUAUGCAAGGAGGGGAUGUGAGUGGAGGAAAAGCGGAAGGGGAGAGCAUCAGUCGAGUGGAAGAAAAUCAGCGAACUGAGGGAGGAGAUAGUGAGGCCGAAACCACACGAAGCACUCCUCUGCUGCAGGCGACCUGUCAACCAGCAGCAGCAGCAGGAGCAGCAGGAGCAGCAGGGGCAGCAGGAGCAGCAGCAGGAGCAGCAGGGGCAGGAGGAGCAGCAGCAGGGGCAGCAGGUGGCAUCCCAGUGAGGGACCUCUCCUCACGGCCCUGUGACCUCUCGGUGGCUCUGCUUCGCACUGUGGCAUCUGUAUACAUGAGGCAUGGCACGCACGUGCCGUUGCCCCACGCCUUCUGGGACGAGAGGGGCGUGAACGUCUCAGGCCUCCACCAGGGGCUCAAAUCCCGCGCCCCUGCCUUAGAUUCCGCCCCUCAGGACUCUGGCAGCGCUGGCCCUCCUCCUGCGUCUCCUAGUGCUACUGGCGCUAAUCAUACCGGUGGUCCUGCUGCUCGUGCUGCUGGUGGUGAUGCGGCUGGAUCGGAGGAUGCGGUGAGGGCUCCUAACAGCAGCAGCACGUCAGAAGGAGAAGAGGCUUUCAGCCCUGACCAGCCCCCGGGCUGCAUGGCACUCCCAGACGCCACAGUGACCAGAGCUCAGCACUGGGAGAUGAGUGCUGGGGGGGAGCAGCAGGAGCAGGGGGAUUUCCAGGAGAAAUCUCAGGGGAAAUCCCAGCAAACAGCCAGUCCGAAGCUGUUUCGGCAGGCAUCAGAGCAGGGAGGGGAGAGGAGAAGCAGCUGGAGGCAAAGCUUAGGAGGCCUGGGAGGUCUCGGAGGGAGCUUGGGAGGAUUGAGUGGGGGACUUGGGGUUAUGGCGGAUAUGGCUGCCGCCUUCCCUCGCCAAGGCUCCUCGUCCCUGGGGAGGAAGGCGAGAGGGGAUGGUGAAGGGGCAGCAGGGGGAGCAGCAGGGGAGAAAGACGGGGCAGGAUGGGGAGAAGGGACAGGAGGGUGGGGAAAGGCAGGAGCGAGAGAAGGAAGCAGGGUAAGGGGGCAACGAGAUGAUUGGACAGGGUCGAAUCCCUCCUCUCCUCAUCUUAAAGCUGCCGCCAAGGCCAGGUUUCCCCUGUCAAUGUCCCUGGGUUCUCACAAUCAAAGUGGAGAUGUUGUUAGGGAGGGCGUACGGGGCGGGUUGCUGAGGCUGUUCCAAGGAGGAACGAGGGGCAGGGAGAGGGGGCACGAGGGGGCAGCAGCGGGCAAGGCGGAAGGUGGUGGAGCUGAGGGGGAUUUAGACGAGGGCGUCCUGAAGUCUGGGGUAGAAUCCGUGCAUGAGCCUCUUUCUGAGGGUAAUUCCCCUGAAAUCAGCCCACAGCAUCAGAAUCCGUGUAACCCCUCCUCUUCCACUGUGAAGGUCCCCCCUGCAACGCCAUCCUCCCUGCAGCGCCCUCCUGCUGUGACCCCUCUGGAUACUGCCUCGCUGCUGUCUGAUUCCGACUCCCUCUCCCCCCUCACCUCCCCGUUUGCUCCCGCUGGUGAUGGGGGUGAGGCGAAAGAAGGGGCGAGAGUGAACAGUGCGGGCAUGGGUGAGAAAGCAGGGGACGAGAAGCCACGACAGCAGCAGCAGCAGCAGCAGCAGCAAGGGGGGCAGAAGCAACGGGAGCAUCAGAAGCAUCUAGAGCAGCGAAGCCCAGGGAAGCCGCUGCAGCUGCCCCCAAAGCAGCUGAGACAACGCGGAGUGCUCAGACGAGCAGACAGCACCCCACAGCGCGGUGACGCUGAUGAGGAUAGGAGCAAGGAUACCGACUCUGACAGUGUGGGAGGCAACAGCGACAGUGGGAGUGGUGGUGGGAGCGGUGGGAACAGGGUCAGUGGGAAUAUCAGAGGGAGAGAGGCAGUACCUGAGGAAGGUGCAUAUGUGCAUGCUGACGUGGCGGCACUCAAGAGACACCGGCAUUAUGUGGAUCAGCUGCGUCUGGUGGAUCCUGCCACCCUCUCGCACACGGAGAGGCUUGUCUUUUGGAUCAACGUGUUCAAUGCUCUCUUGCUCUCGACCUACAUCACCAACGGCUGUCCCGACACACAUCUGCGCCGCAUUGCCCUGCUGCAGACCGCAUCAUACACCAUCGGUGGCCAUGCAGUGACAGCCACCGAUAUUGAGUUUGCCAUUCUCAGAGCCCCUGCUGCCAGGCCCUCCCCCUUGGCCAAAGCACUAGACGCCACACCUUUUCCGCCGGAUGAUCCAAGGCAGCAGUGGGUGGUGGGGGAGGCGGAGCCGCUGGUGUCGUUUGCUCUCUCGCCGGGGUCCCUGAGCGCGCCUGUGCUGCGAGCCUACCUGCCGCACUCGCUGCACUCGCAGCUGGAGCAUGCGAGGGACCUCUAUCUUGCCAGCUGCAUUGGCAUGACUGCUGACAACCGUGUGUGCCUCCCCCGCCUCCUCAAGUGGCAUGCAACUGACUUUGCAGAUUCAGAUGCUGGUCUCUUGGAGUGGGCACUCAACCAGCUGCCCUUGCCGGCACGGAUCACCAUGGCACGGAAGCUUGCCAUGCGAAGAAACCCCACACUGGCUUCCUGUGUCGACGUGGCAUCGAUGGUGAACGCCCAGAAGGGAGUUCUUAUUGAAUGCGACAUUCCCAUGGCACAGUAUAUUAUCUUUCUGGACAGCAAACGGGGAGGCGCCGAGAAGUUUAUUCUUCAGGUUCUAGACGACACUCGUCUGUUGAUCGUGGCAGAUGCAGCAGAUAUGGUGCAGAAGAUGUGUCGUGAUUGGAUGGAUACCAACACUAUGGCGAACCAGCCAGAGCUGGAAAUAGCGGUGUACCUCCACAAUUUCCAUAACCUCGACCUGCUGAAACAAGGGUGGUACGGCGUGAAGGUGCAGUGCCUGUGGGACAGCUCCGGCCGACUGGCGUCGCCGUCACGCGUUCUGCAAUACGCAUUCCCAGAGACGCACAAGGGCGAGGCGCUGACGUCAUGGCGGGUGGACGACAGUGACAGCAGCUACCACUCGCGUUACUUCCGCAUCCGCUUUGCCCGCCAGGACGUGGGGCUCCGGGAAGUGGCCUGCUUCCACCUGCCCGUGCGCCAGAAGAGACCAUUUGACGAGCCUGUCUCUCUCCGUUUUGAGCUCCUCCACGCGCCCUUCACAGCAGGGCGCGGCAACGUGCCUCCGGACGAUCUCGACCCGGUGGCGCGGCAGAUAGUGCGCAUUCCGGGCGGCAUGUGGCACCACGUGCACGAGUACACGCCCGUCACAUUCGACACCAUGCACUUCGCUCAGCUCGAUGUUACGGUUCAUGCCGCCAUGCUGCACUUUUCGAAGCCGCCUCUGCACUCCGCUCCUCGACCCAGGGUUGUGCGUCCAGUGAAACCCCCUCCUGCCACACUCCCUCCACCGGCCGACCUGCCUCCAAUCACCUUCUACACCACUGACAACUCCUCACAACCGCUCACCCAGCAGCCCACCCCUGCCGCUACAUCCAAAGGCGAGUCGAGUCCAGAUGAGGUGCUAACGAGCAUUCCCAUCGGGGGUGGGGAGGCUGCUGCUGGUGUGGCGGGUAAUGGGAAUGCAGAGGGGUCAGUGGCGAGCAGGCAGGGGAGCAAAGGGGAUUCUGCAGCGGGGGAGCAGGAGAAGAAUGGCAAGACAAAGCUCGCAGACCCAUCAACAAGGACCAUGGCGUGUCUGCUGCUCGAGUCCUCUCUCCUCCUGCGCUCCCUUAACACUGCCCUUGCUGCCACAUACAACCUGCACCACCUGCUGCCUCCACCAGACAUGGCUGAGCAGUCACUCUGCUCUCCUGUGCUCGCCAGUGCACUGCGUAAGCUGAUGGGUCAGUCCGACAGAGAAAAUGCUGACAGGGCAUCUUCUGACAGGGAACGUGCUGACGUGGCAGAUGCUGACGGGGCAGAUGCUGACAGGGCAGGGGCGAAAUCCGGUGGAGUGGAGGCGAGCAGAAGUGAGGGGCCAGGUGCAGCAGCAGAGAGAGGCGCGAGUGGGAGUGGGGAGACAGCAGAGGGCCGUGAAGGGGGUGAAGGUGACUGUAACGGAGGUGACAAUGGAUUGAAGGGGAGAGCACAGGAGGGGGAGGGAGAAGGUGUGGCUGUGGGGGGUGAUGGGGGUGGGGAGCAGAGUGGUGGUGGGUCGGGCACGGUGACGAGCGUUGGUGAUGGUAGUGAUGGUGUGGGUGAUGGGGUUAACGAUGCUGGGGGUGGAAGCAGAGAGGAAGAUGGGAAAGGGGAGUUGAGUGCAGAGGAUGGGACAGGCAGUCAGGUGGGGAAGAGGGAUACCACCACCACCACCAGGGUGGCUGUGACUGCUGGGAGGGUGAGUUUAACGGAGGAAGAAGUGGAAGCAGUGAAGGUUGCGGCAAAGGGUCUCGUGACUGCGUACUGGACGUCCUUCCUCAGCAUGCACAAGCUGUGCCACGUGGAGCUUUGCGCUGUGCUGCGGCAGCAGUGGGUGGCAAACCAAUCACGGGAGGCAGCGCUGUGGGUGUAUUCUUCCUCCUCUCCCAUGCAGACAGAGCAGCUCUUUGGCCUCGACCGAUGGCCCGAUGUCACCACAGCCAGGCAGUUCGUGCCUCAAGACAAACAGAAGGAUCUAGCGCUCCUGUCAGCAGCCUUGGCUCGCCAGGUGCGGGCAGCCAUGCCAGCAGUGCCCUCCUCCGUGCUCGCCCUUCCUCCCUGCCGGCCGCAGCUGCUGCCUCGACCCGUCCUUACCUCCACUCUCAACCUGCGCUCACUGCCUUCCGUGUCGGCCUGCCUGCAGGACAUGCGUCUCUACUCCCGCCCACUCAUGCAGCCGCUGCUCUUCUGCCACUCGCUGCUGCCUCUCCUCCUCACCGCCCCCUCCUCAAUCUCCUCCCCUCCUCUCACCCCCACGCCCCACACCCCCACCACCCCCGCCUCUCCCUCCACUCCCACCACUGCUGCUUCCUCUGCCAGCUUUGCUGCUGCUGCUGCUGCCAUCGACGCCAGUUCGACAGGAGGGGAGGGUGGCAGGAAGGCGAUACGGGGGAAGCAUGUGGUGGUGUUUGUGCAUGGCUAUCAGGGCCACCGCAUGGACCUGAGGCUCGUGCGCGACAGCUGGCGACUGCUAGACCCGGACAUUGAGUGCCUCAUGGCCGAGAGCAACGAAACAAACUCCGCCGCCCCGCACUCCCCCUCCCCGUCCUCCUCGUCGCACUCGCCCGCCCGCGCGCCCGACCUGAGUGGAGUGGAGGCGAUGGGUGCUCGCCUGGCGCACGAGGUGGUAACCGCGUUACGCAGCAUGUUUGGGCCGAUCGACCGGCCCAAUAGGAAGAACGUGUUGCAGCGGUUGUCCUUUGUGGGUUACUCCAUUGGCAACCUUGUCGUGCGGGCGGCACUGGCAGACGAGAGCAUGCGUCCCUACCUGCCCUACCUGCACCUGUACCUCUCCUUCUGCGGCCCCCACUUGGGCUACAUGUACCACUCCAAUUCCCUUGUCACGGGCGGCAUGUGGCUGCUCAAGCGCCUCGACCCCUCCUCCCUCAUGCGCCAAUUAUCCUUCUCUGAUUCACUCAACGUCCGCGACUCCUGCAUCUACCGCCUCUCUCAGCGCCAGGAGUGGGUCAACUUCAAGCACAUUGUUCUCUUCGCCUCGCCCCAGGAUGAAUAUGUGCCAUAUCAUUCCGCGCGUCUUGAGGUCUUCGGUGCGGUGCUGAGGGAUGCUCGACUUGGUGGCGUGUACACAUCCAUGGUGGAAGGCUGCCUUGCGCCAUUUCUCUCCCAUCCUUCGUGGACGUCUGGGGAUCGAUCAUUCACCCGAUGUGACGUUAACUUUGAGUUGCCACAACAGCAACAUAAUCUGAACCGUCUGCUGGGAAGAGCGGCUCACAUUGAGUUCUUGGAGUUCCCAGCCUUUAUUCAGUUCUUCUUUGCCACGCAUAUGCAUCUGUUGGCAAUCGGUGCAGAAUGA
Messenger RNA from Closterium sp. Yama58-4, 7335 nucleotides. The record is from the annotation of a GenBank genome assembly. NCBI's taxonomy places the organism in Eukaryota, Viridiplantae, Streptophyta, Zygnematophyceae, Desmidiales, Closteriaceae.